Candidozyma haemuli is the source of this 621-nucleotide messenger RNA. RefSeq lists its product as uncharacterized. The record is from RefSeq and is a predicted model, not a curated record. The transcript has a single exon. Bases 1 to 621 code for a protein of 206 amino acids. NCBI's taxonomy places the organism in Eukaryota, Fungi, Ascomycota, Pichiomycetes, Serinales, Metschnikowiaceae.
AUGACAACUUGUGUUUCUCUGCCAGGCAGAAAACUCAGUAUCAACGCCAAUGGCAGCUUUGGGCCUGAGUUCCUAGGCAAACACGGCGAAUUCAAUUACCUAGUGACGCUUCUGCCUCAGGAGAUUCUUCACCUCCAGCUGAACUUAUCCUGUUACAUAUGUGCUGUUCCUUUGCACGGUAAAGAGGUUUGUCGCCAGCUGUUGAAGUGUUCCAGCCAUUCCAUGGCAGAGAAGCUAGAGGUGGAAAGGCCUAGAUGCUUGUUUGAAUUAAUUGAUGAGGAAAGAGUCGAUCCACAGAAAGUAAAUCACCAGAGGAACAUGGUUCGCUUAUAUUUGGAUUAUCGUCGGUUCUGGAGCUCCAGCUGGGAUAACGGUUCUGCAAGUGAACGAACAUGCUCUAGAGAGUCUUGUGGGAGUGUUAGUUCUAAGAAAUCACCUCCAAGGAAAAAACCUUUGAAGUUGGCGUAUGUUGAUAGGAUUCUGAAGAAGCUGGCCACAAAGAUUCCUGACUUUGUUGCAUGCCUUCAUCACCGUCUACGUUGCUUUCUGGAUGAGGCUGGUCGUCUCCAGGAAGUAAGACAAAGGCUAGUACAUGUGUAUAACGAAAAGAAAAUCCCAUGA